Harpegnathos saltator (Jerdon's jumping ant) is the source of this 1496-nucleotide messenger RNA. It is a transcript of the gene Trm7-32, whose product is annotated as tRNA methyltransferase 7-32. Gene Ontology annotation, cellular component: cytoplasm. NCBI's taxonomy places the organism in Eukaryota, Metazoa, Arthropoda, Insecta, Hymenoptera, Formicidae. The transcript is spliced from 6 exons. Gene Ontology annotation, molecular function: tRNA methyltransferase activity. Gene Ontology annotation, biological process: cytoplasmic translation; tRNA methylation. The record is from RefSeq and is a predicted model, not a curated record. The coding region runs from base 404 to 1489 and encodes 361 amino acids.
GUUAUAAUCUAGAUGUCUGUGAUCGCAACUGUCUCUUACAAACGAAAAUAGCUUUAUAACUUUGUAACUAGUAGAUGCAAGUAGAUGCUAUCCUUCGCAACUCGCAACUGGGUGUUUAUUUGUUCGCUUCCGUGGCGGUUGGAUGCGGUUUCUGUAACUACGCAUAUUUUUUGAUCGUGGGAACUGCGUACGUGUUGUCUCUGUUUUUCUUUCAUCUUCAUAAUCGUUGACCGACGUAGAGGAUAGGGUGUAACAUCUCUGCCCAGAGCCAUUUAUUGAGCCAGAACCAGAACCAGCAACUGGAUGUUUGCAACUUAUUUUGGAUCGGGCUUUAUUUAUUUAUUUGAACGAGUAUUUCGUCCGUGUAUAACCACAAUGUGAUACCCAUAUUUAAACCACAACAAUGGGGAAAACAUCAAAAGACAAGCGUGACAUAUAUUACAGGAGAGCUAAGGAAGAAGGAUGGCGUGCACGAAGUGCUUUUAAAUUACUCCAAAUUGAUCAGGAAUGUCGGAUCUUUAAUGGUGUAUCCAAAGCAGUAGAUUUAUGCGCUGCACCUGGAAGCUGGAGUCAGGUCUUAGCUCUUAAGCUGAAUGAAAACUAUAAGAAGGCAUUGGAAGAAUCUUCAGCUGCAUCUCCUCCAAAAAUUGUGGCAGUUGAUUUACAAGCAAUGGCACCUCUGGAAGGAGUUAUUCAAUUACAAGGUGACAUUACCAACACCAACACAGCAAAAGAGAUUAUAGCACAUUUUGAUAACACUCAAGCAGAUCUGGUUGUAUGCGAUGGAGCACCUGAUGUAACCGGCUUACAUGAUAUGGACAUAUUCAUUCAAUCGCAGUUGCUGCUAGCUGCUCUGAAUAUAACUACACAUAUUUUAAGACCUGGUGGCACAUUUGUGGCGAAGAUCUUUCGUGCGAAGGAUGUGACAUUCUUAUACGCUCAAUUGAGGAUAUUUUUCUCUUAUGUAUACUGCGCGAAACCCAGCAGUUCCCGCAAUUCUAGCAUUGAAGCCUUUGUGGUCUGCAAGAACUAUUCGCCGCCGGAAGGUUACGAGCCGCACAUGCUGAAUCCUUUACUAACGCACGAGCCGUGUGACUUUCAAAAGCUGACAGGAGUCAACAGGGUCAUAGUUCCAUUCGUCGUGUGCGGAGACUUCAGCCAGCCCGAUUCGGACACGAGUUAUCCGCUAAACUACAAAGGAGAGAAGUACACAUACCGCGAGCCAGUGCAGACUCCUAUAGCGCCACCCUAUGAGGAAGCGUUAUCUUUAUCGAGAAGCAGAGACUUUCAUAUGGCUGAUGUUAGUGUGAUAAUCGAGAACGAAAAUAUGAAUACAAUUUCUCUCUUUAAAAAGACAGUCUUACAACAGAGUCAAACUGAGAUGAAUGUAGAGGCGAAAACAGUGCAACAGGAUCAAGAUGAGGAUGAAACGCCUAUCGAUAUGUUACAAAAUUUAUAUGUGUCUGAUGCAAAUAAAGUUAAUAAUUAAGAUUCUA